Messenger RNA from Galeopterus variegatus (Sunda flying lemur), 498 nucleotides. Its product is annotated as microtubule cross-linking factor 1-like. The record is from RefSeq and is a predicted model, not a curated record. Gene Ontology annotation, cellular component: microtubule bundle; lateral plasma membrane; midbody. The transcript is spliced from 4 exons. Gene Ontology annotation, molecular function: microtubule binding. Gene Ontology annotation, biological process: microtubule bundle formation; establishment or maintenance of epithelial cell apical/basal polarity. The annotation marks the transcript as partial. NCBI's taxonomy places the organism in Eukaryota, Metazoa, Chordata, Mammalia, Dermoptera, Cynocephalidae.
AUGUCUGCAUCGGACUCCAGCCCGGGCGAGCAGCCCCGGCUCGUGCAGGCGGCGGAGGAUGCGGAGCUGCUGCGGGAGAUGGAGGAACUGCGCUCGGAGAACGACUAUCUCAAGGAUGAGUUAGAUGAGCUCCGUGCUGAGAUGGAAGAGAUGAGAGACAGUUACUUGGAGGAAGAUGUUUACCAGCUGCAGGAGCUUCGGCGAGAACUGGACCGUGCUAAUAAAAACUGCCGAAUCCUGCAGUAUCGCCUCAGGAAAGCCGAGCAGAAGAGCCUGAAAGUUGCGGAGACGGGUCAGGUGGAUGGUGAGCUUAUCAGAAGCCUGGAGCAGGACUUGAAGGUAGCCAAAGAUGUAUCUGUCAGAUUGCACCAUGAACUUGAGACGGUGGAGGAAAAGCGUGCUAAAGCUGAAGAGGAAAACGAAACUCUCCGACAGCAGAUGAUUGAAGUGGAAAUAUCCAAACAGGCCCUGCAGAAUGAGCUGGAGAGGCUGAAGGAG